GCACUUCAAGUUUAAUACUGUUAUAACUUGUGAUUACAUUGACUGCUAUAAAGAGUCUAAACAAUUAUAACUUAGAAAUUGUUAUUUAAUAUAGAUUUUGUAAAAAAAAGUUUUAUUACAAAAUUGAUUAAUAAUUGACAAAAUGUCAAAAGUUCCGGCAAUUGGUAUAGACUUAGGAACGACCUAUUCAUGUGUCGGUGUGUUUCAAAACGGAAAGGUCGAGAUCAUAGCCAACGAUCAGGGAAACCGUACGACACCGUCAUAUGUGGCCUUCACGGAUACCGAGAGACUGAUCGGCGACGCGGCCAAGAAUCAGGUGGCGAUGAAUCCCACGAAUACCGUGUUUGACGCCAAACGACUUAUUGGUCGCCGAUUUGAUGACUCGGCAGUUCAGUCAGAUAUGAAGCACUGGUCCUUUGAAGUGAUUCAAGAGUGCGGCAAACCUAAGAUUAAAGUGGAAUACAAGGGAGAGAUUAAGACAUUCUCUCCCGAAGAGAUUUCAUCGAUGGUUUUGGUGAAAAUGAAAGAGGUCGCUGAGGCAUACCUGGGAUCUCAAGUCACUAACGCUGUGAUUACAGUUCCCGCGUAUUUCAAUGAUAGUCAACGUCAGGCCACUAAAGAUGCGGGAACUAUAUCUGGUCUGAAUGUGUUGCGAAUCAUCAAUGAGCCGACGGCUGCUGCUAUUGCUUAUGGUUUGGAUAAAAAAGGAAAGGGAGAGAGAAAUGUCCUCAUCUUUGAUUUGGGUGGCGGCACUUUUGAUGUUUCCAUUCUUACCAUUGAUGAUGGUAUCUUUGAAGUUAAGGCUACCGCUGGUGACACCCAUUUGGGAGGAGAAGACUUUGAUAACCGAAUGGUUAAUCAUUUCGUACAGGAAUUCAAGAGAAAACAUAAUAAGGAUUUGUCUUUCAAUAAGAGAGCUCUAAGAAGAUUGAGAACAUCCUGUGAAAGAGCGAAGAGAACUCUUUCGUCAUCAACUCAGGCGUCCAUUGAAAUCGAUUCACUUUUCGAAGGAAUUGAUUUUUAUUCGAUGAUAACGAGAGCGCGAUUUGAAGAGUUAAACGCAGAACUGUUUAGAGGAACAUUAGAUCCCGUGGAGAAGGCUCUUCGAGACGCAAAAAUGGAUAAAUCGAAGAUUCAUGAGAUUGUUUUAGUCGGUGGAUCAACAAGAAUACCAAAGAUUCAGAAACUACUUCAGGAUUACUUUAAUGGUAAAGAAUUAAACAAAAGUAUUAAUCCCGACGAAGCCGUGGCCUACGGAGCAGCUGUUCAGUCGGCUAUACUUAGUGGCGAUAAGAGUGAAGUUAUUCAAGACUUGCUAUUACUCGAUGUAACGCCACUGUCAUUAGGUCUUGAAACGGCCGGUGGUGUUAUGACAACACUAAUUAAACGCAACACAACAGUCCCAACCAGACAAACACAGACAUUCACGACUUACGCCGACAAUCAGCCGGGAGUUUCCAUUCAAGUCUAUGAAGGCGAACGCGCGAUGACUAAAGACAACAACCUUUUGGGUAAAUUUGAAUUGACAGGCAUUCCUCCCGCACCAAGAGGUGUACCACAAAUUGAUGUCACUUUUGAUAUCGAUGCCAACGGUAUACUCAAUGUUUCAGCUGUUGACAAGAGUACCGGAAAGAAAAAUAAGAUAACAAUUAAUAACGAUAGGGGAAGACUUUCUAAAGAAGAUAUCGAAAAAAUGGUUAAAGAGGCCGAAACUUAUAGGGAUGAAGACAACAAACAAAAAGACAAAAUUCAAGCAAAGAAUAGUCUUGAAGCGUAUGCUUAUAAUAUUAAACAAACGAUUGAAGACAAAAAACUUAAAGACAAAAUUGGAGAAUCAGACAGAAAUAAAGUGUUGGACAAAGUAAAUGAAACUAUUAAAUGGUUGGACACAAACCAAUUGGCAGAAAAAGAGGAGUUCCAACACAAACAAAAAGAACUGGAAUCUCUUUGUAAUCCAAUUAUGACUAAAUUAUACAAUGAGAGCACAUGUGGUAAUAGUGCUGCUUCUGGAAUGGCUUCGGGAUCUCCAAACGGACCGACAAUUGAAGAAAUGGACUAAAUAUAUAUCAAAUCAUUUAUUACUUAUUUAAAUAUUUUCUUAUUUAGUUAUCAGUAAUUAUUAUUUAUUUUCUUUGUAU
Molecule: messenger RNA, 2138 nt
Organism: Oppia nitens
Lineage: Eukaryota; Metazoa; Arthropoda; Arachnida; Sarcoptiformes; Oppiidae
Product: heat shock cognate 71 kDa protein-like
Exons: 1
Coding region: 143-2059 (638 amino acids)
Biological process (GO): vesicle-mediated transport; cellular response to unfolded protein; protein refolding
Cellular component (GO): cytoplasm; nucleus; plasma membrane
Molecular function (GO): misfolded protein binding; heat shock protein binding; ATP hydrolysis activity
Source: RefSeq, a predicted model, not a curated record